This is a messenger RNA of Rhizophagus irregularis DAOM 181602=DAOM 197198, 2215 nucleotides long. NCBI's taxonomy places the organism in Eukaryota, Fungi, Glomeromycota, Glomeromycetes, Glomerales, Glomeraceae. The record is from RefSeq and is a predicted model, not a curated record.
CAAAGAACAAUUUUGAGAACGAACUUAAAAUAAUAAAAUGUCAUACAGUUAUCAAAGACUCAAUAAAACUAAAGCAGCACAAUCCGUGUUACAAACAGGAGAAUUAUUACACUUGAUCUUUUCAGAGUUUGAACAUCAAGAUGAUUUAUUUUCUUGUCUAUUGAUUAAUUCGCUAUGGGCAAUGACGAUUGUAAGAAUUUUAUGGAAAGAUCCUGAAUGGAAAUUUUACGAAUCAUACAAAAAAUGGUUUAGAACUUUGAAAUCAUCAAAUACUACGUUUGAUUACGCAAAAAUGGUUCAAAGAUUAAAAUUUUGUCCUCAUCCUCGAUGCGGGAAAGACAAGUAUAAUGUUAAUGAGCUCAAACAUAUCGCUAACCAUUGUACUAACGUGAAGCAUAUUGAGUUUUAUUGCCUUCAUGGUACUUUUGAACCCGUACAUGUAGCGAUGUUUUUGAAGAUCUUGCCGGGGUUGACUUCUUUCAAAACAGAGGCAAUUUGGCAGCACGCUUUAGAUUCAACUUUAAUGCCAAUUGCUGAGGGAUUUUGUCCCAAAUUAACGUCUUUAGAAAUUCCUGGAAAUGGUGAUACUGAUAAAUGCGCUUGGAUUCUUCAACGGAUUGGCGAGCACUGUCCAAGGAUCAAUAGGCUCAAAACCCGUUGGGAAAUCAAAGGAUUAAAGAUGGCACAAAUUAUUGUCAAAUCUUUUCCGAACAUUGAAGAAUUAACUUGCCGUAGUGUUAACUAUGAUGGUUUGAGAAUUUUAUUAUCGGGAUGUCGAAAGCUAAAAUAUUUUGAUUUUACAUUCGCAACGGAACUGAAUGAUGAGAUGGCCGUUUCUAUCGCUCAUAUUUUUCCCCAAUUGGAAACUUUCAACUUGAAGAUUUUCGGAAAAAAUAAUUUUCCUCAGUUCAUAUCAUCAUGGUCUCAGAAUCAAACAAAGCUUCGUGAAUUGCAUCUUUCAUUCGGAGAAGGUCUUAGUGAUGAAAGUUUCAUUCCAAUCACUCAAAAUUGUACAAGUUUGGAAGCCAUUACUUUGUGGUGGUGUGGUGGAUUUACAGAUGCGUCUUUUGAAGCACUUGCUUGUAAUAGGAAUGUCGCCUUGAAGAAGUUGCAAUUUUAUCAUGUAAAAGAUUUGAAGGAUGACGGAUUAAUAACAAUUGCUGACAAUUGUCCAAAAUUACAGGAACUACAUCUGGUACAUUGCGAGAGUUUAACGCAAAAUUCUUUAGUUAAAGUUGCUAGAGAUUGUAAAAAUUUGGUGACGGUUAAAGCCGAAUUCUGUAGCAGGAGAUAUAAUUGGCAAAUGACGGCAGCUUUUCUUUUUACCCUAGCUAAUCGUAAUAGAGGGACUCUUGAAGUACUAAAGUUUCAUGAUAGAAAUACUUGUAUAACUGAUACGGAGUCAUACGAUAAAUAUAGAUUUGAUGGUUAUUUGUUUGAAAGGUUAGCAAAGAGAUGUCCGAAACUAAAAAUUCUGGAGCUUCAUACAUAUCAUCAAGAAACAAGUCCUACGUCAUUAUUCCGUGCAUUAUUGAAAUUCAAAAACCUUGAAUCAUUAACAAUAUAUCCGGGUGAAGAUGCACGACGACAACAUUUAGAAAAAUUACAAACGCAUCGUCGGCUUAAAGACGUAGUGUUUUAUUUGGGGAACACUGAAGACAUGAAAGCGUAUUAUCAAGAAUUUAGUAGGAAAAAUAGAGGGUGUAUAGCAGCACAGUUUUGGCCCGGAAAUUUCAUUACUAUGGGUUCACAUCAGGUACAGGCGAUGUAAUUUUGAAUUUUAUUUAUUCAUAUGUGUAUUUUAUUACUUUCUUUUAAAAGAUUUAUUAUAUUAUCUUUAUUUUGCAAGAAAAUUAUUUAAAAGAACUUAUUUGAGCUUAAAAUAUCGUUCACAUUCUUCGUCUUGAUCAAAAAUGAACGUCGGAAAAAAGAAAAGCUCCAAUAUAUUAUGCAAUUGUUUUAUUGAAAAAUGAAUUUUUCUCUCGUACUGAUCUUCAUUUAAAAUCAUUAAUCGUUUAUAGUUUAUUGAGAAAAUGUUCUUUUUUGUAGUUUAAAAUAUGCUCUUAAUGGAGUUAGAGAAGUUGUGAGGAAGGAUUUAGAAGUUUUAUGGAUCUCAUAAAAUUAGCAAAUGGGAAUGAAUAAAAAUUUAUAGGGAUUUAGGGAAAAUUGUACGCUAUAUUAAUUUAUAAUUAUUAGUCAACUAAUAACAUAAUGA